Molecule: messenger RNA, 2235 nt
Organism: Anopheles coustani
Lineage: Eukaryota; Metazoa; Arthropoda; Insecta; Diptera; Culicidae
Exons: 2
Coding region: 1-2235 (744 amino acids)
Biological process (GO): proteolysis
Molecular function (GO): zinc ion binding; nucleic acid binding; aspartic-type endopeptidase activity
Source: RefSeq, a predicted model, not a curated record
AUGCCACGAGUUAGGCACACCCCAUCGAAGCAAGUGGAUUCCCCAGCGAAGACGCCGAGUGAGCCGACAGCGAGUACUUCAACAAGUGAACCUCAGGACAGCGAGAAGAUAGAAAAGGCGCUGAAGACGGCAGUCCGCCAACGAGCGCAGAUCAACGCCAAAUUACUGCGAAUCGAGCAGACGCUGCAGGAAACGAAAGAGCCAACCGUUUCCCAGCUGAAGGUGCUCGCCAAAAACGUCGCGACUGUGUACGCGGAAUUUAGUGCCAUACACACCACCAUCGUAGGCCUAAUUCCAGACAGCGCAAUGGCAGAGCAGGACGGCGUAUACGACGAGUUCGAGGAAGUGUUUUACGAGGCGUCCAAUAGAAUCGAGGAGUUGCUGCUUGCUGCGGAAUCGAAGACCAAGAACAACAUGUCUGCCGCGGCGCAAGUCAUCAUCCAGCAGCAACCGCUUAAGGCACCGAUCCCGACUUUCGACGGCACAUACGCUGCAUGGCCCAAGUUUAAGGCCAUCUUCGAAGACCUGAUGGCCAAUGCCGGCGACAGUGAUACUAUGAAGCUGUAUCACCUUGAAAAGGCAUUGGUCGGCGAGGCUGCAGGUGCAAUUGAUGUCAGCAUCCUCAACGCUAGCAAUUACAAGCAAGCCUGGGAGAUUCUGACGGAGCGCUUCGGCAAUCAUCGAGCCAUAGUGGACAGCCACAUCCACGGAUUGCGGAACCUCAAAAGGAUGACGUCAGAAAACUUCCACGAGCUAAGAGCUCUAGUCCAAGAGACUUCCCGGCAUGUGGAAAGUCUCAGGUUCCUAAAACAAAACCUGGAAGGAGUGUCGGAACCAAUGGUGGUCCAUCUGUUGGUUUCGGCUUUAGAGAAAUCAACCCGAAAAGCCUGGGAAGGGACGCAGCGGAAAGAACUGCUGAAAGGGACACCACGGGAAAGAAGUAACACCGCACAAAGGGCAGGACUAUGCUUCAACUGCCUGCGGAAGGGGCAUCAGUUACGGGAAUGUCCCUCCAAGAGAAAGUGCUACAAGUGCCAGCGUCGCCACCAUACGCUCCUGCACGAGGACGUAGCACCCACCGGCCAGCCAACUAUUUCCGUGGCAGCAGAAGUAGAACCUCAACCUCCGACCCCAAGUGUGCAUCCUCCAUCGACAGCGGCAGAGUACGGCGGACCAGUGGUACGGGAACAACUUUCGACGGCAUGUGCAUCGCAAACCAUCAAACCCAGUAAGAACGUCCUGCUGUUGACUGCCGUGGUCAACGUGCUGGACGCCACGAACCAGCCACAUCGCUGCCGCGUCCUCCUAGACAGCGGUUCUCAGGUCAAUUUCCUUGCUGAAGAAAUGGCCAACCGUCUAGGACUGCCAAAGAGACCGGCAAACGUUCCGAUCGUGGGAAUCAACGCGUUGCGCACGCUCGCUCGCGACAAGUUAACCGUUACCAUACAAUCCCGAGUGAACAGUUACCAAACAAGCUUGGAAUGCUUGGUAACUCCAAAAAUAACCGGCACAAUCCCAUCCUGCAACAUCAACAUCAACAAUUGGGACAUUCCGGAGGGAAUAACCUUGGCUGAUCCAACGUUCUACACGCCAGACAAGGUUGAUUUACUGAUAGGGGCUGAGUUAUUCUUCGAUAUACUCAAGCCAAUCCAACUCGAUCUUGCCGAUAAUCUACCUCGUCUGCAAGAUAGCCAGUUUGGUUGGAUUGUGUCCGGAGCCAUAGCAGAACAGCAGAUUACCAUCCCAGCUAUGUAUUCCCAUCACGCUUUGGUCGACAUCGAAAAAAUGAUCCAGCAGUUUUGGCAGAUUGAAGAGGUUCCAGACGUCCCGGAACGAUCCAUCGAAGAACUGGAGUGCGAGAACCAUUUUCUAACUACAUAUCAAAGGAACGAAUCUGGAAGGUUCAUUGUGCGACUACCGUUUAACAAACAACAAACCCUGUUGAACAAUGGUCGCACGGUAGCCCUCAAACGGUUUAUGAUGUUGGAGAAACGACUGCUUCGCAACCCAGAGCUACAACAACAGUAUGUGGAGUUCAUCCGAGAGUACGAAACUCUAGGACACUGCCGACAAAUCCGUGAAUCCGACGAUGUACCCAACCAGCUGUCCUACUAUCUGCCACACCAUGCGGUUUUGCGGCCAUCUAGUUCAAGCACGAAAUGCCGAGUCGUGUUUGACGCCAGUGCAAAGGCAUCUCCAGCCAAGUUAUCGCUCAACGACGUGCUGCAUGUGUAG